AUGGCCACAAUCAUGACCUCAGCUCUCUUCGCCCUCAUGCCUCUGCCGUUACCCACUUUAGCACAAUCUCCAAUCCCUGCGCUCCAACCGGCAGCUCGGCACCAUCAUCAUUCAGGUCGAAGUACAGCCGCCAAAGCCCCGUCCCGACCUCAGUUGCCGGCAAUCGCACUGCUAGCCAGCCUUUUCACCGUCGGGGUUCACACAUUUCGAGUUCGAGUUGAGUCGAGUCGGCAUCCGAUGUACGGUAGCAGCUCACCCGGGCUGGUAAGCUUCGAUCAUGCUAUAUAUCACCGUUGGAUCCAAGUGAAGGAGUUUCUUGAGGGUGAAGAAUCAGACUCGCCGUCUCAAGCUGAGCGAAAGGCAGGUCACGCGACAGUCUCUCUGCAUCAUCUCACCCUGGAGCUUGACUGUGGAGAACCGACAUCCGUUGCCUGGGAACUUCCCAAAGCCAUCAUUUUCCAUGAACGGUGUGGCUGGGUCUUGGGCUCUACAAGUAGUGGACAUCAAGCCCGGUCUCCCGGGACUACCACUGCGGGAAUAUUCACCGCUCUGCUUGUUGAGAAGCUAGACCUAGAGGCUAGGUCGAUUUGUGAGAAUUGA
Aspergillus homomorphus CBS 101889 is the source of this 600-nucleotide messenger RNA. RefSeq lists its product as uncharacterized. The record is from RefSeq and is a predicted model, not a curated record. Bases 1 to 600 code for a protein of 199 amino acids. The transcript is spliced from 4 exons. NCBI's taxonomy places the organism in Eukaryota, Fungi, Ascomycota, Eurotiomycetes, Eurotiales, Aspergillaceae.